AUGCCGUCCAUUGACGUUUCCGCCAAAGAAGAGCACACGCCUGCCCCCAGGUUUGGUAUCGCGUCGGUCACGGCGUUCGAAGUGUUCGUCGCCCUCGUGUACACGAUCUCGAGUCGCGGGGCGGUCGACCCACGUACGUACUUUUGUCCGCUUCAAUCGCGUAGCUCGGUACGUUUGAAUGGCCGCCACCUGCUCCUCUUGGCGCGCAGCGUCGAGGCGCGGACGAUCCUGAACACGUCCACGAUGCAGCGCGGGCGUGUCGCCGGGUUGUUGGACAUUGUCCUGUUGCCCGAGUGGCUCAAGCGAAGCGUGCUGGCAGGGUAACGUCCGCCAAGGCGCGCUGUGGAUGGCAGCGCCAGAGCAGAACGGAGCAAAGCCUUUCGCGCGAGCGACGGCUACUUCGU
Aphanomyces invadans is the source of this 404-nucleotide messenger RNA. RefSeq lists its product as hypothetical. The record is from RefSeq and is a predicted model, not a curated record. The transcript has 2 exons. NCBI's taxonomy places the organism in Eukaryota, Oomycota, Saprolegniomycetes, Saprolegniales, Verrucalvaceae. Bases 1 to 324 code for a protein of 107 amino acids.